UUUUAACUUUUCAUUUUUUUCUCAUCCAAAACUUUUUUACUAAAAUAAAGAAAAAAAAACACUCCCUUCCUCCCUCUUCAUCACGAAGGAAAAAGAAGAAAAACCAGUCUCAAUUUCGCGAUCCAGUUUUCUAGGUGAGGAUUACACGAAAUUGGACUGCAUUUGGAGUUGAAAGAGUUGAAAUUUGGGGAAACUUUUUAGAUGAGGAAUUGCUAGGUCAAACAUAAUCGUAGGGUACAUAAUGGAAGAAGACUCAGAGAAUGAGUCACAUAUAGGAGGUGGUGUAGAUAAUAAUAAACAACAAGUUGGUGGUACAGGGGAUGCUAGGGAAGUUUCUUCUUCUGGGGAUGCUGACAAGGAAGGAAAUAAGGUUUUGGAAGUGAGUCGUUCAUUUAGUACGAUCACGUCGAUUGAAGAUUUGGGUGGAUCUCGUGAAGAAGAAGGCAAUUUCGAACAGGUGAACUUGAAAGAUCAAGAAAAGAAUUUGCUAGAAUCUGCUCAGGGUAAUGAGUAUUCAAUCAGAUCAUCUGAUUCAGAUAAUGUGAGUCAGUUCUCUGGGAACGACGAGAAUUCAGGGUAUUUUGGUGACAACAGGGACAGUUUUGAGAUGCAAGACAGCAUGGGCACUUGGUCUGAGAAGCAGUUCGGUCGUCCUAUUAAACAAUCUUCAUCUGCAGCUAGUUUUGAUUCUCAAUCGAGUUUCUAUGGAGAUGCGUAUGCUUCACCUACAGGUUCACCUAUUAAACACAAGCCCAAAGCUGUAAUGCCCAAUGUAUCCCCAGAGCUUUUACAUUUGGUGGAUUCUGCUAUCAUGGGAAAAUCUGAAAGCUUGGAGAAACUUAAGCGUGUUGUAUCUGGUCAGGAGAUUUUUGGAAAGGGAGAGGAGGGUGAUAGUGUUGCUGUAUUGGUAGUGGAUGCGCUUAUUGCAACAAUGGGUGGUGUUGAAUCUUUUGACGAGGGGGAAGACGAUAAUCCUCCUAGCGUUAUGUUAAAUUCUAGGGCUGCCAUUGUGGCUGGUGAAUUGAUCCCUUCUUUACCAUGGGAAGUUGAGUACGAAGGACUCAUGUCACCUAGGACGCGUAUGGUCAAAGGACUGCUUGCAAUAUUGAGGGCCUGCACAAGAAACAGAGCAAUGUGUUCGACUGCUAGUCUUUUGAGAGUUCUUUUAGGGUCAGCAGAGAAGAUUUUUGUUCAUGAAUUAGGUUCGACAACAACACAGACACAUUGGGAUGGUACUCCUUUGUGCCACUGCAUCCAGUUUUUAGCGGCACAUUCUCUCAAUGUAAUGGAUUUAGACAGAUGGCUUAAGGUCAUCACAAAAACACUUACCACAGUGUGGGGGAAACCCUUGGUGCUAGCAUUAGAAAGGGCUAUAAGUGGAAAGGAAACACGGGGUCCAACAUCCACCUUUGAAUUUGAUGGUGAAAGUUCCGGUUUACUUGGUCCAGGCGAGAGUCGCUGGCCUUUCACCAAUGGUUACACAUUUGCAACAUGGAUCUACAUAGAAUCAUUUGCUGACACUCUAAAUACAGCAACAGCUGCUGCUGCAAUUGCAGCAGCUGCUGCAGCUAGGUCAGGAAAAUCCUCUGCUAUGUCUGCUGCAGCUGCCGCAAGUGCCCUAGCUGGUGAGGGUACGGCACAUAUGCCACGGUUGUUCAGUUUCUUAUCUGCCGAUAAUCACGGGAUAGAGGCGUAUUUUCAUGCUCAGUUUUUGGUAGUUGAAAGUGGUAGUGGAAAGGGAAAAAAGGCUUCCUUGCAUUUUACUCAUGCAUUUAAACCACAACACUGGUAUUUUAUCGGACUUGAACACACGUGCAAGCACGGUAUAAUUGGAAAGGCCGAGAGUGAACUCAGACUGUAUAUUGAUGGUUCUUUGUAUGAAAGCCGACCAUUUGAGUUUCCUCGGAUUUCUAAGCCUCUUGCAUUUUGUUGCAUUGGAACAAAUCCCCCCCCUACAAUGGCUGGUUUGCAAAGGCGUAGACGUCAGUGUCCUCUCUUUGCCGAGAUGGGGCCUGUUUACAUUUUUAAGGAGUCAAUCGGCCCAGAGAAAAUGGCCCGCUUGGCUUCUAGAGGAGGAGAUGUACUUCCUUCUUUUGGUAAUGGAGCUGGGUUACCAUGGCUAGCAACCAAUGAUCAUGUGAGGAGUUUGGCAGAAGAAAGUUCAGUUUUGGAUGCGGAAAUUGGAGGAAGUUUACACCUUCUUUAUCAUCCAAAGUUGCUUAGUGGCCGUUUCUGUCCAGAUGCUUCCCCUUCUGGUGCUGCAGGAACCCAUCGUAGACCUGCUGAGGUUCUUGGGCAAGUUCAUGUUGCUACACGCAUGCGCCCAGCUGAGUCUUUGUGGGCUUUGGCCCAUGGUGGACCCAUGUCUUUGCUUCCAUUGGUAGUUAGCAAUGUGCAGCAAGAUAGCUUGGAACCAUUACGCGGGGCUUACAAUUUGUCUUUAGCCACCACCUCUCUUUCUGCCUCAAUAUUCAGAAUUAUUUCAAUUGCGGUUCAACAUCCUGGAAAUAAUGAAGAACUGCGUCGCACUAGGGGGCCUGAAGUUCUGUCUCGAAUCUUAAACUACUUGCUGCAAACUCUGUCGACCCUGGAUAUUGGAAAGCAAAAUGGAGUUGGAGACGAGGAACUAGUUGCGUCAAUUGUAUGUUUAUGUCAAUCCCAGAAAAACAAUCAUGCACUGAAAGUGCAGCUUUUUAGCACGUUGUUGUUGGAUCUGAAAAUGUGGAGUUUAUGCAACUACGGAAUACAGAAGAAGCUUCUCGCAUCACUUGCAGACAUGGUUUUCACAGAGUCGUCAGCUAUGAGAGAUGCUAACGCUAUGCAGAUGCUUUUAGAUAGUUGCAGGAAAUGCUAUUGGGUUCUCCGUGAAAAGGAUUCUGUGGAUACCUUUUCAAUGAAUGAAUCACAACGCCCAGUUGGGGAAGUGAAUGCUUUGGUUGAAGAACUUUUAGUAGUUAUUGAACUCCUAGUGGGAGCAGCAGCUCCUUCAAUGGCAGUUGCUGAUGUUCGCCGUUUGAUGGGGUUUCUAGUUGAUUGUCCACAACCUAACCAGGUUUCCAGAGUCUUGCACCUAAUCUACAGGUUGGUGGUACAGCCAAACACAUCUAGGGCUAACACAUUUGCCGAGUCAUUUAUCUCUUGUGGUGGUGUGGAAACACUUCUAGUACUGCUGCAACGAGAAGCAAAAGCUGGUGAUCAUGCUCCAGAAUAUGCAGGCAAAAAGAAUGAUGAAAAUGUGUCAGUUCAGGGAAUUGUUCAGGAUUCUUCCGGGGUUGAUCAAAGAAGCACUGAUGAAGUGCUAGUAUCUUUUGGAGGAAAGAAAUCUGUUUCUCGUGAAGGGGGUUCUCAUCUACAACAACAAUCUUUUAGUUAUGGCAGCUCUUAUAUGGGUUCAAUGGGUACAAACAUAGAAAGAUUGUCAUCUGCCACUGAUGUUAUAAAGAUUUUGGGUGGUAUUAGUUUUUCAAUAAGUGGGGACAGUGCUAGGAAUAAUGUCUAUAAUGUUGACAAUGGUGAUGGUGUUGUUGUUCGAAUCAUCAGCUUAUUAGGUGCAUUAGUAACAUCAGGACAUCUGAAAUUCGGUACAAGUGCCCCUCCUCAGAAUACGUCCAUUAGCAUUCUUGGUAAUGCGGCGCAUGAUGGAGGGGGAACAAUGUUUGAUGAUAAAGUGUCUCUGCUACUUUUUGCUUUACAAAGAGCUUUACAAGCUGCUCCGCAGAGGCUUAUGACAAGUAACGUGUACAUGGCCUUAUUGGGUGCAUCGAUAAAUGCUUCUUCAACAGAUGAUGGGCUAAAUCUUUACGACUAUGGCCAUCAGUUUGAGCAUGUUCAACUUUUGUUGGUUCUUCUGCGUUCACUUCCAUCUGCCUCUAUGGCAUUCCAAGUUCGAGCCAUACAGGAUCUUCUGUUUUUGGCUUGCAGUCAUCCAGACAACAGAAGCAGGCUCACAGACAUGGAUGAAUGGCCAGAGUGGAUUUUGGAGGUUCUUAUUUCUAAUUAUGAGAGGGGUUCGAUUAAAUAUUCCAAUGGUGCAACUGGUGGAGACAUAGAAGACCUCAUACACAAUUUCUUGAUUAUCAUUCUAGAGCAUUCUAUGCGCCAAAAGGAUGGUUGGAAGGAUGUUGAAGCUACGAUUCAUUGUGCAGAGUGGCUGUCUAUGGUUGGUGGAUCUAGUACAGGAGACCAGCGCACCAGACGUGAAGAGUCAUUACCAGUAUUCAAGAGGAGGCUCUUGUGUGGCUUGCUGGAUUUUGCAGCCAGAGAACUGCAGGUCCAGACUCAAGUCAUUGCGGCUGCAGCUGCUGGAGUUGCUGCCGAAGGUCUAUCACCGAUUAAUGCCAAGGCAGAAGCAGAGUUUGCUGCUCAGCUUUCUGUGGCGUUGGCGGAAAAUUCAAUUGUGAUCCUAAUGCUCGUCGAAGACCAUCUACGUCUGCAGAGCCAGUUAUUUAGCAACUCGAACUUGGUGGACGGAACUGAAACUCCCAGUUUAUCAGCUUCCAGUGUUGAUAAUUGCUCAACUUCGGUUGGAAAAAGUCCUGUAGAAUCUUCAGAGGUUUUGGUUCCACGAAGGUCAAACUCAUGUGAUUCUGGAGGGCUUUCUCUUGAUGUUCUUGCUUCAAUGGCUGAUGCAAAUGGACAAGUUUCUGCAGCAGUUAUGGAACGCCUUACUGCAGCUGCAGCAGCAGAACCGUAUGAGUCUGUUAGGUGUGCUUUUGUGUCAUAUGGUAGCAGUGCUUCAGAUUUAGCAGAGGGUUGGAAGUAUAGGAGCAGGAUGUGGUAUGGUGUAGGUCUUUCCUCGAAAGAUACUGACUUUGGUGGUGGAGGCAGUGGUCUGGAUUCUUGGAAAGCUGCUCUAGAAAAGGAUGCAAAUGGAAACUGGAUUGAGCUGCCUCUGGUAAAGAAAUCAGUCGUCAUGCUCCAGGCAUUGUUACUAGAUGAAAGUGCACUAGGUGGUGGUCUGAAUCUUGGUGGAGGUUCUGGUACAGGAAUGGGAGGAAUGGGUGCACUCUAUCAAUUAUUGGACAGUGAUCAACCAUUCUUAUGCAUGCUCAGAAUGGUACUUGUUUCAAUGAGAGAGGAUGAUAAUGGGGAAGAUGGUAUUUUUAUGAAUGUUACCAUGAAUAAUGACAUAUCAGAAGGAUUAAAUUCCCAGACAGGAAAUGUGAUGUCAUCAGAUAGCAAUACGCGUUUGUCAACAAGGCAACCACGAUCUGCAUUACUUUGGAGUGUGCUUGCUCCAGUUCUUAACAUGCCAGUUUCAGAAUCUAAGAGACAGAGGGUGUUGGUUGCAGCUUGCAUUCUCUAUUCUGAGGCCUGGCAUGCGUUCAGCAAAGACAGAAAGCCUCUUCGUAAGCAGUAUCUGGAAGCUAUUUUACCGCCAUUUGUUGCUAUUCUGAGAAGAUGGCGACCACUGCUUGUCGGUAUUCAUGAAUUUACUUCUCCAGACGGUCAAAAUCCUCUUGUUGCUGAUGAUCGUGGUUUAGCAGCAGAUUCGCUUCCUUUGGAGGCUGGUCUCUGCAUGAUAUCUCCAGGGUGGGCAUCUGCCUUUGCAUCUCCACCAGCAGCAAUGGCAUUGGCCAUGAUUGCAGCUGGUGCUGCUGGUGGUGAAACCAUAGCACCCGUGAAAACCACACACCUAAGGCGUGACAUAUCUAUGUUUGAGCGAAAGCAAACUAGGCUUCACACGUUUUCAAGCUUUCAAAUGCCUCUGGAGACUCCUACAAAAUCCCAGGUUGUUCCAAAGGACAAGGCUGCUGCAAAGGCUGCUGCCUUGGCUGCCGCUCGUGAUCUUGAACGCAAUGCUAAAAUUGGUUCCGGAAGGGGUCUUAGUGCUGUUGCUAUGGCAACAUCUGCACAACGGAGGAGUUUAAGCGAUGUGGAGCGUGUGAAGAGAUGGACACUCUCCGAAGCCAUGGGAACUGCGUGGAUAGAAUGCAUGCAACCGGUUGGUUCUAGAUCAGUUUCGGGAAAAGAUUUUAAUGCUCUGUCUUAUAAAUUUAUUGCAGUGUUAGUUGCAAGCUUUGCCUUAGCAAGAAACAUGCAGCGGUCAGAGAUGGACCGACGCACACAGGUUGAUGUAAUAGAUCGACAUAUUAUAUCUACUGGAGCUCGUGCGUGGCGUAAGCUCAUUCAUUGUUUAGUUGACAUGAGAGGUCUUUAUGGACCUUUUGGAGAUAGUCUGUACAAUUCUGGCCGAGUAUUCUGGAAGUUGGACUUAAUGGAGAGUUCUUCUAGGAUGAGAAGAUAUUUGAGGAAGGAUUACAAAGGGUCUGAUCAUUUGGGUGCAGCUGCUGAUUACGAAGAUAAUCAGCAAACUAAGCACAACCAGGAGAGUAUGAUAUCUUCUUCUACUGCCUCUAUCCUUGCAGCAGAAGCAAUAACAAUAGAGGAAGCAAAAGAAGAUGAUGAACAUACAGAAACUGAUACGUUGGAUGAUAAAACAUACCCUGUGGGUCAGAGUGGAGAGAAUGAGCAGCGGCUGUCAGCAACUGCUGAGCAACCUGUAUCAGCGUCAACGGAUCCUAUUGUUUCUCCAGUAGCUGGUGAUGAGGACUUGGUCGAAAAUCCAUCAGCAGUUGCACCUGGAUAUGUUCCCAGUGAAUCUGAUGAAAGAAUUAUUCUUGAACUUUCUUCGUCAAUGGUUCGACCUUUAAGAGUCACCCGGGGAACCUUUCAAAUAACAUCCAAGAGGAUUAAUUUCAUAGUCGAUGAUCAUGUUGAUGAAAAUGUUGCGGAGGGCGGGUUGGAUCCGAGUUCUGAGAAAAAAGAGAAAGAGAAAGAUCGGACCUGGUUGAUGUCAUCCCUUCAUCAGAUGUUUAGCAGGAGAUAUCUUCUGAGAAGAAGUGCACUGGAGUUGUUUAUGGUUGAUCGGUCGAAUUUCUUCUUUGAUUUUGGGAGUAUUGAUGGGCGAAAAAAUGCGUAUCGAGCUAUUGUUCAAGCACGGCCUCAUCAUUUGAAUAAUAUUUACCUGGCAACACAGAGGCCUGAACAACUUCUUAAGCGAACUCAGCUGAUGGAGCGAUGGUGUCGGUGGGAGAUUAGCAAUUUUGAGUAUCUUAUGCAGCUUAAUACAUUGGCUGGUCGUAGUUACAAUGAUAUCACUCAGUAUCCCGUCUUUCCCUGGAUUCUUGCUGAUUACAGCUCUGAAACUUAUGAUCUUGGCAAUCCUUCUACUUACAGAGAUCUCUCCAAGCCUAUCGGAGCAUUGAAUCCUGAUCGUCUCAAGAAGUUCCAAGAGCGAUACUCGAGUUUUGAUGAUCCCAUCAUUCCUAAAUUCCAUUAUGGUUCACAUUACUCAAGUGCUGGAACUGUGCUGUACUACCUCGUAAGGGUUGAGCCAUUUACUACCCUUCAAGUUCAACUGCAAGGUGGCAAGUUUGAUCAUGCAGACAGGAUGUUUGCAGAUAUAGGUGGUACAUGGAAUGGUGUUCUUGAAGAUAUGAGUGAUGUAAAAGAGCUGGUUCCAGAGCUAUUUUAUCUACCAGAGGCUCUUACCAACGUAAAUUCAAUUGAUUUUGGUACAACACAACUUGGAGGAAAGCUAGAUACGGUCAGACUUCCGCCUUGGGCUGAAAAUUCUGUUGACUUCAUUCACAAGCAUCGAAUGGCUCUUGAGAGUGAGCAUGUUUCUGCUCAUAUGCAUGAAUGGAUCGACCUCAUAUUUGGAUAUAAGCAACGGGGAAGAGAGGCUAUAUCUGCCAACAAUGUGUUCUUUUACAUAACCUAUGAAGGAACCGUUGAUAUCGAUAAAAUUUCUGAUCCAGUGCAGCAGCGUGCCACUCAAGACCAGAUAGCAUACUUUGGACAAACUCCGUCCCAGCUAUUGACUGUCUCUCACUCGAAGAGGAAGCCAUUGGCGGAUGUUCUUCACCUGCAGACAAUCUUCCGAAACCCGAAGGAGAUCAAACCUUAUGUGAUUCCAAAUCCUGAACGCUGCAAUGUACCUGCUGCUGCUAUGUAUGCAUCAGCGGAUUCUGUUAUAGUAGUUGACAUAAAUGCUCCUGCUGCACACGUUGCUCUGCACAAAUGGCAGCCAAAUACACCUGAUGGUCAAGGAACGCCGUUCCUAUUUCACCAUGGUAAAUCUGUCUCCAACUCCAGUGGUGGAGCAUUUAUGAGAAUGUUCAAAGGUCCAGCUGGUUCUGCUUUUGAAGAUUGGCAGUUUCCCCAAGCUCUAGCAUUUGCAACAGCUGGAAUCAGGAGUUCAUCUGUAGUUGCUGUGACAUGUGACAAAGAAGUCAUUACUGGUGGGCACGCCGAUAACAGUAUUAAGUUGAUAUCAUCAGAUGGAGCAAAAACCAUAGAAAGAGCACAGGGUCACUGUGCUCCAGUUAGUUGCCUCGCUCUUUCGCCUGAUAGCAAUUACCUCGUUACAGGAUCUCAAGAUACAACCCUAAUACUUUGGAGGAUCCAUCGAGCAUCAACAUCAAAUUCAAGCACUAUGUCAGACUCUUCCUCUGGUCCUAGCACUCCAACUUCUAGUAGCAGUAGUAAUUUAGCUAAUCUCAUAGCUGAUAUUACCAGGAAGCGUCGUAUUGAAGGCCCCUUGCAUGUUAUGAGAGGUCAUUUUAGGGAAGUAAAUUGCUGCUGUGUAAAUUCAGAUCUGGGUGUUGUAGUUUCAGCCUCCCAUUCUUCAGAUGUUUUAAUUCAUUCUGUAAGGCGGGGUAGGUUGAUCAAGCGUUUAGCUGGAGUGGAGGCAAACUCAGUAUGCCUUUCCUCUGCUGGAAUUGUUAUGACUUGGAACAUGUCACAGCAAAAGCUCUCCACUUUCACGUUAAAUGGGGUUCCAGUAGCGACUGCAUUCCUUCCUGCUUCCGCCACAAUUAGUUGCAUGGAAGUUUCUUUUGAUGGAAUGAAUGCCUUAAUCGGUACAAGUUCCUGUCCAGAGAAUGAUGCAACAUUCUCUGAUUUCGGAUCAGAUUUAGAUCGAGAUGCAGAUUUGGGUAACGGAAAGGAGAGUGAAAACAAAUUGGUUGUCCGGCCACCUUCAAUUUGUUUCCUCGACAUGCACACACUUAAGAUAUUUCAUUCGUUGAAGCUAGCAGAUGGGCAAGAUAUAACGGCUCUGGCUUUGAACAAGGAUAACACGAAUUUGUUGGUAUCAACAGCAGAUAAACAGCUGAUAGUGUUCACAGAUCCAGCUUUAAGUUUGAAGGUUGUGGAUCAAAUGCUUAAGCUCGGGUGGGAAGGGGACGGUCUCAGUCCUCUAAUAAAAUGAAGCGACAGUGAUGGAAUUGGAUUUCGCAAUAUUUCUUAAAGAAGGAAACUAUUACGCGCCAUCCCUGGAAAUCAUCAUCAAAUCCCUGGGAUCAGGUUUGAGUCACCUCCCAUUUAGAGCUUAGGCCAAAAGGAUUUAUAAAUGUUUUGCGGAUAGGUAAUUUUGACUCGCUGACCUUGAGGUUGUAAUAUAUUGUUGUAUCCUUCUCGCUGAAACGGAACAACUCAACAUUCUUUUGUUAUCAUAUAUGAGCCACACAUAGUUUGUAACGGGUUGUUUGUCCCUGCCCUCUCUUGCCAUCGUUGUAUGUCGGCUACCUUGGUGAAAUGCGUUCGGGCUUCAGCCACUCCCGGGAAAAAUAAUCGUAUAGUUUUGUAGUGAAUUUUUUUUAAUCUGGUUCUGGAGAAGAGAUUCAGAAUAUCAAUGCUGGAGAGCAUUUGUAAAUAAGUUUUACAGGUCGAGAUUUCAAUAGAAUGGUUUUGGUUUUGCUCAUCUUUUGGGAUGUACAGUUAUUUGUUAUGACCUUGAAAUGGAAGUGGGAAGUGGUUUUCUGUGAGCUUCUAUACAUUCAGUGUGUUACGUGUUGAUACAGAAAGUCUGCUUUUAAGGUAUACAAAUUUAAUUACUGAAUUAGAACAUUUACUUCAGCUUCACCU
Molecule: messenger RNA, 9873 nt
Organism: Papaver somniferum (opium poppy)
Lineage: Eukaryota; Viridiplantae; Streptophyta; Magnoliopsida; Ranunculales; Papaveraceae
Product: BEACH domain-containing protein C2-like
Exons: 33
Coding region: 242-9217 (2991 amino acids)
Molecular function (GO): protein binding
Source: RefSeq, a predicted model, not a curated record